UCCUCCAUGUUAAAUUUAAUGGGCUGUUGUAGCCGGGGGAUUUUGUGCGUGUUGUAGAUUUGCAUGUAACUUGAACUCGUAGCAGCAAUGGAAUUACCGGUUGUUGAAAUUGAACUUGACAGAGGGAAGACGGGUCUAGGUUUUAACAUCAGAGGAGGCAGCGACAUUCCAUACAUUCAAGGUGAUUCUGGGAUAUUUGUGACUAAAAUACGAGAUGAUGGAGCUGCUGCUGCAGAUGGAAGGUUACAAGAAGGAGAUAAAAUCAUUGAAAUUAAUGGCUCCAAUGUUGAAUCAGUUACCCAUAAUGAUGCAGUAAAUUUGUUUUUAAAUGCUGGUGAAACGGUGAAGCUAAAAGUUAAACAAGGAGCUGAGCGCGCCAUACUGGACAGAAAAGCAAGAGCAGCAACGGAAAGAAGAAGAGGUACAACUCCAGAACAAACUAGUAUCAUNUAA
Messenger RNA from Lingula anatina, 453 nucleotides. Its product is annotated as synaptojanin-2-binding protein. Gene Ontology annotation, molecular function: protein kinase binding. Gene Ontology annotation, cellular component: basolateral plasma membrane; cell junction. Lineage: Eukaryota; Metazoa; Brachiopoda; Lingulata; Lingulida; Lingulidae. The record is from RefSeq and is a predicted model, not a curated record. Gene Ontology annotation, biological process: establishment or maintenance of epithelial cell apical/basal polarity; embryo development; cell-cell adhesion.